AAAAUUAGAAAUAAAAAGAAAAGUGCUAUUCUUCAGCAUUUCCCAAUGACCAAACUGACAAUUUCCAAAAUCUCUGAUUCCUUUUAUGCAUAACGUCUGACUGUUUCACGUCGCAUUUCAGUGAAUUUCUCCCUCUCUCAACCCAUCACUCUCACAAAAUCUGCAUGUCGAAUACAAAUACCGCCACCCACCCUCUCAUUUCUUUAUUCAAACAACUCCUCUAUUCAUAAUCUCCAUUUUUAUUUUAUCCAUUCACUACUUUUUAAUUUAAGAUUUUGUCGGUUUUGUUUUUGAAUCUCCACCAUCUCUGCCCCUAUAUAUUCAUAAUCCCUCAUAACCUCUGUUUUCAGUCAUCAUAGAGAGAGAAACAAAAAGUCAUGCUUCUCUUCUGAUCCAACAACAUUAACCCUAAUCAUCUUCCUCUUCUAUCAACCACUCCAUGCAAUUCUGAAUAAGUUUCCAAAUUUUCUUUGAACCAAUUGCUAGCACAAGUUUUUUUAUUAUGGCUGUUCAAGCUCAGCUCUACGCUGAAAAUUUUGGUCUGCCGAUGUUUGGCUUGCAAGAUUGGAUUAUGAGUAAUCCGGCUGAAGCGGACCUUUGCUUCGGUUUUCAAGAAUCACAGCAGCAAAAUCUUUCUCUUCAGCAACCAAACUCUCUUAAUUUUGGAUUUGAUUGCGACAGAGGUUCAUGGCCGCCGCCGUGUUCUUCAUCGUCGACGUCCGAUACUUUUAUUGCUCUCUGUCGAUCUUUAGGCGCUGAUCAUCUCGAAAUGCAACGGCAAGAAGUUGACUACAUUCUUCAGUUACAGAAUGAACGGCUAAGAUGUGCAUUACAAGAAGAAAGAAAGCAACAAUUUGCUAUCUUAUUAAAAAAUGUAAAUUCAAAAGCUGUGAGUUUAAUGAGGCAAAAGGAAGAAGAUUUAGCCAAAGCAAGAAACAAAACAAUGGAGCUUGAAUCAUAUUUACGAACAGCGCAGAUGGAAACUGAAUCAUGGCAGAGAUUAUCAAGAGAAAACGAGGCAUUAGUUAUUAAUCUAAGCCACACUUUAGAACAAGUAAAACAACGACAAAUCAUAUCAAGAACCAGUAGCAGACAAAGCCAAGAAACUGAGUCAUCUUGCUGCGGUGGUUCAUGCAAAAAGGAAGAAAAUCCGGCGGAAUUAAGAGCAAAAAUGGUGUGUAAAGGGUGCAAUUCUAGGGCAUCGUGCGUGCUAUUUCUGCCUUGUAAACACCUCUGCUCGUGCAAAUUUUGCGAGGCUUUUUUGAGCUCUUGUCCUGUCUGUGAAUCUGUAAAGGAAGAAAGCAUGGAGGUUUUUUGGGUCUAGCAAAACCAAAAGUAUGUUAAGAAAAGAAAACAAGAAUAUGGCAAAAAUGGUCAAUUUUUGUUGGUAAAAAAAGGUACAUGUUCAGUGUAAUUACGGUGUUUUCUUAGGCUCUUUUAAGGACUACGUUUUGCAGAUUUUCUCUGUACUUGUUACCGUGUUCUGACCUAUAUAUGUGCAAUGAAAUGAUGGUUGUGCAUCAGAAUAUUUUGUU
Mercurialis annua (annual mercury) is the source of this 1535-nucleotide messenger RNA. Its product is annotated as probable BOI-related E3 ubiquitin-protein ligase 2. Bases 503 to 1324 code for a protein of 273 amino acids. NCBI's taxonomy places the organism in Eukaryota, Viridiplantae, Streptophyta, Magnoliopsida, Malpighiales, Euphorbiaceae. Gene Ontology annotation, molecular function: ubiquitin-protein transferase activity. The transcript has 2 exons. The record is from RefSeq and is a predicted model, not a curated record.